Chelmon rostratus (copperband butterflyfish) is the source of this 3641-nucleotide messenger RNA. It is a transcript of the gene etaa1a, whose product is annotated as ETAA1 activator of ATR kinase a. NCBI's taxonomy places the organism in Eukaryota, Metazoa, Chordata, Actinopteri, Chaetodontiformes, Chaetodontidae. The record is from RefSeq and is a predicted model, not a curated record. The transcript has 7 exons. The coding region runs from base 121 to 2301 and encodes 726 amino acids.
UUCAAAAACUCCGCCAACUGGUCGAAUGGACAACAAAAUAAACUGUAAAUAACAAAGUACAAAGUAACUUCGUUUAAAAAGAUGCCCUGUCAACAGAUCGACAGGUAACCGCCGGUAGCGAUGAACCGAGGUAGAAGGAAGUUUGACCCUCCGUCCGGUCUGACAGGCUCGCCGCUCCAUCAACAGACGGCCACAUCAAAACCAAACCGGCUGAGCAGAACUUUCAGACAGAGUCAGCAAACAAAAACAGCGGCGCAGAUCGACUCUCCAAACAGCCAACAGUCAGAUUUUAAGACCCCGACCAGAAUCCCGAGAUCGAGAGCAGGUGGUGGUUUCAGUGAAGAGUCUCCACACAACGACUCUGACUUUCAGCAGGACAUCAUCUGGGACGCCACGUCUCCUUCACCCAACAGACUCGGUAAAAGAGGAAAGAAACAGCGUGCUGGAGUUGUGGACAUCUCAGAGAUCGUUAACAGGAUUGCUCCGAAGCAUGGCAGACCUGAGAACGCAGAGCCAACUUUACAGCAGUGGAUCGGAGACAGCGCCACCAUUCCCUGCACACCAGAUGCUCAGGUGCCCAAACCCAAGAAGAAAUCCCCGAGGCCGAAUGCAGUGGACGACUUGCUGAAACUGGCCAAACAGUUUGACUUCAACAUGUUUCGUCAAGAUGAAGAAGUGGAGGACCUGCACCAGCAGAGUCUGGAGCUCCUGUCAGAGGAUAUCUUGGAUUUAGAGAACAGUGAGAAUGACGUUUCAUCUUCGCUUCCUGGAAACUUUCAGCCAGCUGGGAAGGCAGCAGCUGCAGCAGAUGUGCAGGUCCACCUGGAUCAACAUAUGGAAGACGAUUUGGAUUUUCUGUUUGAUGGACCGACCCAACAUGUGAGCGGAAACUUAAGUCAGGUGUCGUCACAAGUAAAACCUGCCUCUGAUGGAUCUUCCAAAGAGGCUUCUGGGAAACUGUCUUCUUCCUUACAUGGUUCCACUUGUAGUGUUUCCACGACAAACACUAAAGGCACUUUGGUAAACCAAGAGUUUGAGGAUGAUUGGGAAAAUGAUGACUUGCUAAAUGACUCUUUAGUUUUGGAGAUGACACAAAAUCCUCAGAGCUUCUCUGCUCCGAAGCACUGUUCAACCCAGAAACCAUCCAGUGAAAUAAAAUAUCAAAGACCAGUAAAUGUUCCCACCAGUGAAAGUGUUGGACUCAGCCAAUCAGCAGCUUCUAAAGUGGAAAAGGACAAUGUCAGACAAAGAACGACUUUCAAACUAGAGUCAAAUCCUAAUUUCUCUGCCAGAAGAAUCCAGACAGACACAUGGACAAAGUCGAAGGUGGAUUUCAGCUCAGAAACAGCAGUUAAAGACAAUCACCAGAGCAGGUUUUCAGCUGGUAGAGGUGUUGUAGUCAAAGCAGGAUCUCAGAGUACCUGCCAAACAUCAAACAUGGUAAAGUCAGACCUACAGAAACCCCAGUUUCAUCACAGGACUUCUGUUGGAGGCUCGUACGCCAAACACAACACAACUGCUUCUGCUGCGUCAAACACAUCAGCUACAGAAACAGCUGCAAGCUUUCCACAAAGACCUGCGGUAGUUUCAUCCCACCACGAGGCACCUGCUGGUGCCGACCUCCUAGAUGAGGACCUGUACUCGUUCUUCUUGUCUGACCCGGUUUGGGACGACCCAGCCGAUGACGACCUGCUGUGUGAAAUGUGUGAAGACGUGGAGAACCAGAUGCAGAGGGUGGAGAACGUUUCCACUAAACAGACAGUGAGUCACAUUUCAAACCAGAGAGCAGCUUUGCAGCCGGCCAGCAGAACCUGGGACAACAGAAACCAGCCAGCCAAUCAGCAACCGUUUCCCCAAAAACAAACACCAGCCACUCUUCCCUGUGCUUCAGCUAGAGCUGGCAGUUCACUGGCCGGAGGUUCUGUCUCCAACUUCACUGCAGGUGCACAGAUGAACGCAGGGCCGGAUUCUUUCAGAUUCACACAAGCAAAAAACGUUUCAGGACCCACAAAGAGUUCAGCGUGUGUGCAGGGGAGCAGCAGGGUCCAGUCAGCAGCGCAGGGAAAGACCCACAAAGACCAGUUCACCUUCAAGAAGCCGAACAGCCCAGUUUCUACAGGGGGCAGCAAAGCCACAGCGAGCUGCUUAGAGGGAGGGCUGCAGGCUGUUCCUGCACUGCGAGCAGGUGAUGAAGCUGUGAGUAAAUGUUCAGCAGCAGAGAUCGAGCUGAAGAAGCAGCAGGCGAUGGAGAGACGACGACAGCGACUGCAGGCCGCCCAAAACCUCCGAGCACCCACCUGACAAACAGCCUCUUAACACAACAGACCUUUAGAACAGCGUCUCACCUCACCUGGCUCAAGGUGAAACCGGACAGAAACUGCUGCGCUGUUGUCAGAGCGCCACCUGUCCAGCACUGCUGUCAGCAUUUCACACCACUGGCGACUUUCUCAGUGGAAAAGCGUAAAUGUUUGAAUCAGCUCGACCAACAUUUCUUGUAAAAGUUGUUCAUUUAGAGUUAAACUGCAGCUGUGCUGAAAAUGAGCUUUAUGUUGUGUUUCUAUUCUUUCACAAAUUUUGUGUUUUUAAAUUAAAUCAUGUUUUUGUGUCUUUAGAUCAAUAGUUGGGGAAUAUGCUCAUUAACCUUCUUUCUGAGAGUUUGAUUAUAAGUGGUGUGUAAUUCAAGUAUGGAGCUGGAGUUAGGAUGUGGUUAGCCUAGCUUAGCAUAAAGACUGCAAGCAGGGGGAAACGACUUACCACACUUUGUUUCAUUUGUUCGAUCUGGACGGAAACCAAAAUGUGAGAAAGACAGUUUGUGGUUUUACAGUGAGGGAACUAUUUCUUGACAAAAAACUGCGUAUCCAUACGCCCAGUGCAUCUGUGCAGCAUCUCCAGCUACAGUGCAGGCUGCCAGAUAAGCUCAGUGAGCACUGGGUUUCGUUUCAGGAACAAUGGCUUCAAACCUGGCAACCUCACUGUGAAGACCAACUUUCAGGAAGCAACAAGAAAUAGUUCCAGCACAUAACUCACAUACAGAGUGUUAAUCAGAGAGCGUUAGAGGUGUUGGUAGGUACAUGUUUGAAUUGUGGACAGAGCCAGGCUAGCUGUUAGCCCCUGCCUCCAGUCUUUAAGCUAAGCUAGGCUAACCACGUCCUGAUUCCAACUCUGUACUCAACACACGGACGUGAGAGUGGUAUUGAUCUUCUCAUCUCAUGGAGAGAAAGCAAAUAAAUGUGCUUAUUAGAAUGGUGAAUUAUUAUUUUUAAUGUCUGCAAGAGUUGUAAAUGUUUAAUGCAAGAAUGUUUUAAACAAACAGCCCAUUGAUUUGGAAAAUAGUUUGUUUGCUGUCAUUUACUUUGACAUCUGUUACUGCUAGGCUAGCAGUUUCCCCCUGCUUGCAGUCAUUGUGCUAAGCUAGGCUAACCACAUACUGGACAGAUGGGUUUUCCAGAGUGACAUACUGUUCCUUGAAGAUCUUCUGGCCGUCCAUUGCUGAUGAGAAGUCACAUGAGGGCUGCUGUUCUUCACCUUCUUUUGAUUGUGAACCUGAGUGUCAACUGUGGCUGCUCUUCUCUUGCUUAUUCACUUUAUUUUCUGUGAAGCACUUUAACUGCUUUUAAAGUGUUUUACCAAUAAAAUGUUUA